Ceratosolen solmsi marchali is the source of this 2922-nucleotide messenger RNA. Its product is annotated as extracellular serine/threonine protein kinase FAM20C. The transcript is spliced from 10 exons. Gene Ontology annotation, molecular function: protein serine/threonine kinase activity. The record is from RefSeq and is a predicted model, not a curated record. Gene Ontology annotation, cellular component: Golgi apparatus. Lineage: Eukaryota; Metazoa; Arthropoda; Insecta; Hymenoptera; Agaonidae. Gene Ontology annotation, biological process: protein phosphorylation. Bases 789 to 2615 code for a protein of 608 amino acids.
UGAGCGACUGAGUGGGAGAGAGAGAGAGACGCCAAGUGUCCCCUCUACCGUGGAUUGACGCUGGCGCAGUCGAGCACCACGGAAUGAGCGACCAGUUGUCAGUGAGCGACGAGCUCCUUUAGUGUUUGGGUGUCGUGUAGUUGCGACUUCGUGUGCAUCCACGUGCCGACGAAAAGGAUCUCGAUACCAAGCUCACUAGGAGAUAGUGGCUUUGGCUGGACACACUCUUAACGCUAUUGUUUGACAUUGCACAUUAACUAGAAGUUAUUGUCGAGACGUCUGGGUCAGUGAUGGAGCCCUAGUACCGGGGCACCCCCGUCCAUUCGCGAUGAAAUUUCGGAAUUCGAAGCUAUGCAUCGGCUAUCGUCGAAGGCGAUCCCGUAGCAGCAGCAGCAGCAGCAGCAGCAGCAGCAGCAGCAGCAUCAGUAACAACGUCAACGACAGCGACAACGGCUGCGAGCGCUAAAAUAAUUUCGUAUCUGUGGUAGAGCGCACAAGCCGAUAACGCGGCGACGUAUCGCUGUCCCGUCGGAUCGCAACCGCAUGCGAAACUCUGGCCGAGGCAUCAUGCCCCUCGUCUCGUCCCGCGCUUAUUCCGCAGACGAGCAGAGCCGAGCCGCGAGGCCACCGCCGGAUAUUCCGAAAUAGCCAUGAGAUAGGCCGUGACCGGCCUCGCGCCAACAACCACUCCUUCCUUAAGAAACUCGGACGCCGAUUCGAUCAGGCCCCCAGAGUCGCAGCAUCGUCCACUGAGCGAGAGAGUCCGGGUUGGUAAUAUAGAGGCAGGCAUGAGCUACCGUGGGCAGUCAUGGAGAACAGCACCGCUGACCCGAGUUUUUGCUGCAGCGGCCGAGGCGCGAGUGCACGAAACCCCAGUGCGGCCCGCCCGCCGGCUCAAGGUCAAGUGCUCUCCGCCCCCGGAGGAGCCGAAGCCGAGAUGCGGAGGCUCGGGGGCAACGGAGGCAACGACGGAAUCUCAAUUACCUCCAGCGGAACGACUUCGAGGCCCGAGCACUGACCACGGCCUCAGGAUGGAGGUCAUGGCGUCGCUCUUCAAGCGUUUCGUCAGGAUGAAGGAGCGGCUGGUCAUCGGUCUCGCGGCCUUCACCAUCGCCUUCACCAUCCUCAUCGUCAUGGACUUGCAGCUCGAUCUCGGCUACAGUGGUCACCACCUCCUCCCCAGUCACGGCAGGUUAAAAAUGGCCGAGGACCCACAGCGCGACACUGUUUAUAACAAUUUCAGGCGAAAGUUCCUUCAGCGUCUUAACACUAGUAAGGAGAUAAUCUCGGGCUCAGGAUCGGAGCCGACGAGCGUCACUCCGACAGCAGUCGAGAUAGCUAAGAACUCGAGACUCCGGACGACUUCCUCGAGCCACUCGCACGACGACUUUGCCGACCUUCGGGAAUACGUAGAGUUAGCAGAGGGUGUUGCCGUCGAGAGUAGCAUCGUGCGUCCAAGCGCCGAAAGCUCAGAGGACAAUCCAACGAUCGCCGAGGUCAAACAUUUGAAGCUGGGGUCAAACAGUACUCUGUUAGAGAAAUUCCAUUUGCAGAUUCGGCGACAGGAACUGUAUCCAAAAGGCUCACAACUAGUCGAAGAUUUGCUGCACUUUAUGGCAAUACAGCCAAUCUAUCAUGCUUCCGAAAAAUCCGGCGGUACGCAACUCAAGCUCGUCAUCGACUAUACCAACAAGAUGCAAGCGCUUUUCAAGCCCAUGAGAUUUCCUCGAGAACAGCAGACACUCCCCAAUCAUUUCUACUUCACGGACUAUGAGCGUCAUAACGCUGAGAUCGCGGCUUUCCAUCUUGACAGGUUAUUGGGCUUCCGGAGGUGUAUGCCGGUAACGGGUCGCUUGCUAAACAUGACGACGGAGAUAUAUCAAGUGACAGACAGCGACAUCCUUAAGACGUUCUUCGUGAGUCCUGCUGGUAACCUUUGCUUUCACGGCAAGUGCAGUUACUACUGUGACACUGGUCAUGCAAUAUGCGGGUCGCCGGACACCCUUGAAGGCAGCUUCGCGGCCUUCCUUCCGAGCAAGAGCGCAAUACCGCGAAAGGUUUGGCGACACCCUUGGAGAAGGAGCUAUCACAAGCGGCUUAAGGCUCAGUGGGAGACAGAGUCGGACUAUUGCAAUCUCGUGAAGGAACUGCCACCGUACAACGAGGGCAGGCGGCUCCUCGACAUAAUCGACAUGUCGAUAUUUGAUUUUCUCACGGGUAAUAUGGACCGCCAUCAUUACGAAACGUUCAAGAUAUUUGGCAACGAGACAUUCACCCUACACUUGGAUAACGGACGUGGAUUCGGCAAACCCUUCCACGACGAAAUCAGUUGUCUAUCGCCGCUCCUGCAGUGCUGUAUCAUUCGACAAACUACAUUGGAUACCUUAUUGACGUAUCAUAAUGGUCCGAUAAAACUCAGCAGUGCAAUGCGCAAUAGUUUGGCGAAGGAUCCACUGGCGCCGAUCUUGUGGGAGCCGCAUUUACAGGCCUUAGAUCGCCGAAUUCCUAUUGUAUUACAGGCUGUGCGGGAUUGCAUCAAUCGUAACGCCGAAUGGAGUAAAAUUUUAAAAUCUGAAAAGGAAGAGACAAGCGAUACUGUUCCCUUAAAUAAUUGAACAAUUGAAGGCUUCUUCCUUUACAAAAAAUACUUGAUGUAGUUAUUGUUUAGGUCUUACAACGAUAGACUUUCUUUUAAUUUUAAUCUGCAUAAUUUUUUACUAAAUAAUGAUGAACCAAAGCUUUGAAUGGAAGUACGGUGCUUUUUGUUAUAAAAAGUACAAAAUGCUGCGUGUUUUUUCAGAAUGUUAUUGAUGUGAUUAUGUAAAUUAUUAUGUACAUUUUAAAAGUGUAAAGUUUAAGAUAAGUGUUGGACAAUUUUUACUGUCGGUAAUAAAUUGUAUAUAAAAUUCUGUAUAAAGAUAC